AUGGCUAGGAAGCUAAGUAAGCCUUCACUAAAGAAACAAUCAUUUUUCAAGGUCCUGCUUGGCGACUUCUAUCAGCAUCUGCGUUUACCACCUGUGUUUAUCGAGAAGUUAGAUGGGCAAUCACUUCCCAAAUGUGCUCUUAGAGGCCCUAAUGGGAAACUGUGGACUGUGGAAUUGGAAGAGAGGGAGAAUGGCUUUGUCUUCCAUGAUGGUUGGCAGGGUUUUGUGAGGGCUCAUUGUUUAGAAAUCGGAAAUUUUUUGGUUUUCGACUUUGAUGGUGACUCAAAGUUUGAUGUCACAAUUUAUGAACCAACUGGCUGUGAAAAGGAUGUAGAAGCAGCCAAGAGGAGAAAUGGUAAUCCUGUUUCCUCUGUCAAAGAUGAAAUUGUUGACAUUGAGACUGAAAACUACAACAAAGAAAGUAAAAGCAAAACCAUCAAUGCUGAAAGAACAAGUCGCAAGUAUGUGAUGUCUGGAAAGAGACCUGCAAAUGACUGUGUAGAAGGAACAUCAACUGGAUCCAUCUUGUUCAAAUCGGAGAAUUCAUGUUUUAUAAAAAUUCUGACGAAAAUACUAUAUCCAGUGACAGUUCCAAAGGAACUAGCCAUAGCUGAAGGUCUUGUGAGGAAGAAGACUGUAAAGCUUCAAGAUCCAGCUGGGAGAUCAUGGAUUGUUAAACUUAGAGUCCACAUGUCACCGUAUCUUCGUUUCGACAUGACGAAAGGUUGGGCAAAAUGUUGUAGAGCAAACCAGAUUUCACAAGGGGACACCAUCGUUUUUGAGUUUGUGAAACCAAGUGUAAUGCAAAUUCAUAUCUACAGAGGAGGAAGAGUGGGAGGCAGUGGGUGUUCUGUUGUACUCGUUAACACCGGCCUGAAAACCUAG
Molecule: messenger RNA, 885 nt
Organism: Prunus armeniaca (apricot)
Lineage: Eukaryota; Viridiplantae; Streptophyta; Magnoliopsida; Rosales; Rosaceae
Source: the annotation of a GenBank genome assembly